AAACCGUCUCAUCUUUGCUCACUGAUUACUGACUGAUCUUUUUUACAACAAACUACACCAACAAUUUUGUGAUUCUCUGAUUUCACUGUCAAAUCAUUGUGCUCUUACAAUUGAUGUCUCGUAUCUCUCUUGUUAAGUAAUCGCAAGUAUUCCAUUUUAAAAUACCUGAACCUGAUUGUUCACAUCAACUGAAUCAGUUGGCUAGUUUCUACGCUCACUUUCUUCCCAUCAAUUCUUCACAAGGAAAACUUUUGAACAUUUGGUCAUCUACAGGAGCAUGCUGGAUGAUCUCUCACGGGAGAUGGCAACUCCUGAGCAAGAGGUGGAUCAGCUUCCACCAACUCAGCAAGAAAUAAAUGUGCUUCCUCCUGCAAACAUGCUUGAUGGUAAUGACUCAGAUACCAGAGAGAUCUCUAAUCAGGAGCCAGUGAUGAGAACAGAAGACGCAAUGGACUAUCUCAGCUUCCCCAUCAUACAGUACGAGAAGAAGAAAACCAUGGUUGAUGUAACAACUCAAACAGAGGCAGUGUCGAAAUUCCAAGCCAUCAUCAAUUUUGAACGGUUAAAUGCAAAGCAAAUUCUAUAUUUCACUGAAUUUUCUCAUGAUCAAUUCAAUGCUCUUUAUAAUUUCCUAGCCAAAAGUAAAUGUAUGAGCUCCGAGCUUUUGAGCAAGUAUAAGUUUAUCUGCCCCAUGAAUCAGCUUCUUAUGACAUUGUACAAAUAUCGGUUGAACCAAGACUUUAAAAUGAUAGGCGCUAUGUUCAAUGUCACACCGCCACUGGUGUGUAAAAUAUUUAAACACUGGAGUAAAAUAAUAAAUAUUUGUCUGAGUGAUAUUGAUUUUUGGUCGCUUGGAAAAACUGAUGGGACCAAAUAUAGAGUGUGUCUCCAUUGUGUGAAAGUUUUUUUCGAUUCAAUUCUACCAGUAGAUAGCGACUUUCGAAAGAAGAUUCACAGGGCACAUUACAGAUGUCUCAUUGGCAUCAAUGAGGGUGGCAUCGUCAUAUUUUGCUCAAAGCUAUUCAGUUGUGAUGUAAGUUUAAGACAGAUGUUCGAUUCCUCCAAUUUAUUAGAUGGAUUAAAAAAAGGGGAUGAAAUUUUAACUAGCUCAGAUUUUAGAAUAUCGGAUCUCUUGCAAGAAAGAGGUGUGACAGUAGACACAGCUCCGUUUAUUCAUAAUUCUGACUCAAUACCAUCAACAGCAUCAGCCACAGUACAAAUCUUAGGUAGAAAAAUACAUACGGAUCGAUUAGCUACUCUUGUUAGUACCUACAAAAUUUUAGCAGAACCUGUUGAAAAUGAAUCGCAAUCGAUAGGCUCCGAAAUUAUCUACAACUGUGCAAUGCUAUGCAAUUUCAGACCCAAGAAACAAUGAAGUUUUUCAUGGACCUAGCUCUCACUGCUCUCAUGCCAAAUUUGAGGGGCUUGGAAGACAAGUUGGAUUUGUGCAGUUUUUGAAAAAAAUGAUAUAUUAGUGAUUUCAACUAAAAUUAGUCUUACUUUAAAUAUAUUCUAAGUAAAAGUCACUACUAAAAUCCAACUUUUAAGCAUCAAAAAGUGAGUUUGAACUUGCUUUCCUCCAUAAGGCUUCAUGUAAUUUUGAAAAAAAAAAAAAAAAAAAAAAAAAAAAAAAAAACAUUUUCUUGUAAUGACAAAAACUGCACUUAUCCCUCUCGUGGUCCAAGCCCCUAUUUUGAGUCUGACUCGAAAACAACUUUAAUGUAAAGAAUGAAAUGUGCAAAUUUAUUAUCUGAGAUUGAUUACCUAUUUUACAAAAUCGUAGUGUAGUCAAUUUCAAAGAUAAAUUUUCCUGAAAGGAAAUACUUGAUGCCUUCCUCUCCCAAUAAUGCUAAAUUCCAUUAAUUCAGUCGGAAAAUAAUUUGUUUGUUUUUUCAACUUUUUUCUAAAAUUCAGGAAGCUUCAAGGUACACGUGAAUAUGGCCAUUCCUACUUAAAACUGGAAGUUCAGAAAUAGCUUCCUGUUUUUACAUUUUACUUCAAAUUCGUAUUUGAUACAUUCUCUCUGAAGUAGGGAGGCAUAACUUGUUCUAAAUAUUUUCAGGUAUUCUUUAUACUGAGCCCCUAUUCAGAUCUUUAUAAACGUAUGCUAAGUAUCCGUGCUGAAACUUCAGGAAUGCACGUUUCAUUUAUGGUGUUUCAAAAUCUUUGCUUCCAUUUAAUUCUAACAAAGGAGAACAUAUCAACUCUGUCGCUUGAAAUUUCACUGAAUACUCUUCACACAGAUGAACAAAUUUUCAAGAAGAGAUGUUGAGUAUUUUUCCAUUCAAAAAAUAAAGUAGACAGGAAAAGAGAAA
Messenger RNA from Bemisia tabaci, 2315 nucleotides. RefSeq lists its product as uncharacterized. Lineage: Eukaryota; Metazoa; Arthropoda; Insecta; Hemiptera; Aleyrodidae. The record is from RefSeq and is a predicted model, not a curated record.